This is a messenger RNA of Amborella trichopoda, 2196 nucleotides long. It is a transcript of the gene KAPP, whose product is annotated as kinase associated protein phosphatase. Gene Ontology annotation, molecular function: protein serine/threonine phosphatase activity; protein binding. Gene Ontology annotation, biological process: protein dephosphorylation. NCBI's taxonomy places the organism in Eukaryota, Viridiplantae, Streptophyta, Magnoliopsida, Amborellales, Amborellaceae. The record is from RefSeq and is a predicted model, not a curated record.
AAUACUGAAUGAGCGAGAGCGGUAGAAAGAUGUGUAGAGAGAGAAAGCUAGAGGAGAGUGGAGAUUGAGCAAGGGUUAACUUAUAGGUAUUUCUAGAGAGUGCUUGAGUAGAGAGAGAGGAGGUUAGAGAGAGAGAGAAAGCGGGGCUAGAGAGAGAGAGUCAUUGACUACAACGCCCCCAACUAAAUAUGGUUGAGGCAGUCACCUUAAACCUGAACAACCCUCUCCGUUCUCUCCUGCACUCAAAUCGAUCGUCAUCGGACCCUUUCAAAACUUCUCUCUCUUUCCAAUGCCCUCUUUCUCUCUCCUCCCCUCCCUUCUUUCUCUCUGCAACUCCUCUGCAACACAAAAGGGCUCACGGAGGCCUCUUCCGUAACUUAACUUGGCUAUGGCAGCGAUUUCCAUGGUUGUUGCUAUCUUUUUCUCCAUCUUUGGGCUGAUCGUCUUUCUCUUAAUUUUUCUUAUCUGCAGGCCAUGGCGAUGGUGCUCUACACAGGCUAAUAAUGACCUGAAGAAACCACUUAUUUCGGAUGACUCGGACAGCCUAAGUGAUUCUGCUGGAUUUCAUGCUUCAGAGGAAGCUGUUCAACAUCAACUGCGUGCACCAAGUCCUCCACCUACAAAUGCAGGUGUAGAUCAAGGUGGUAGCGUAGUUCUGGAUAUUUCAGAUCGUUUAGAAGAUUUGCAAGUUGGUCAAACGAUUAAACAUGCAGUGGGGAAAAGCUGGCCUGUUGAGGAAAAGUUUGAUGAGAAGAAAGAACCCAGCCUUGCUGGUGUCAUAUACAAAGAUGGACCAUAUCAAUUUUCAUUGCUUAAGAACUAUUCAGUUCAACGAAGUAGCUUGACUCUGGAAGUUAUAUCUGGUCCCUCCAGUGGAAUUCGCUUCUCGGUAUUGUCAACAAAUGCAUCUGCACUUCCUUUUACUCUUGGGAGACUUCAACCCUGUAAUUUAUUAUUGAAUGACUCAGGGGUUUCUGGGAAACAUGCAAUGAUAAAUUGGGAUGCAAAGAAAAUGAAAUGGGAGUUGGUGGAUAUGGGCAGCUUGAAUGGAACAGUUUUGAAUACCCAGGCCAUACACCUUCAAGAAUCAAAUAUCAGGCAUUGGAGUCAUCCCUUUGAGCUUUCUGAUGGAGACAUAAUUACUCUUGGCUCAACAUCAAAAGUGCAAGUUCAAAUUGUGAAACAUGAAGCACAUAAUUGUCCCUUUGGCGUAGGAGUGGCAUCAGAUCCUAUGGCUGUGCGAAGGGGAGCAAAGAAGCAUCCUAUGGAAGAUGUAUGCUAUUGCCAAUGGCCUCUGCCUGGAGUCCCGCAGUUUGGACUAUUUGGCAUCUUUGACGGUCAUAGUGGUGUAAAAGCAGCGAAGGAUGCUAGUGAAAUGCUGCCUAAGGUGGUUGCUGAUAUCCUGUUGACUCCAGAAAGAAGACAGAAAGUCUUUUCCUAUUGUGAUGCUUCCGAAGUCCUCAAGGACGCAUUCAGUCAGACAGAAGCUGCUUUGACUCAUCAGUAUGAGGGUUGUACUGCAAGUGUUCUUUUGGUUUGGGUAGAUCCACAUGAUGAUUUCUUCGCACAAUGUGCAAAUGUUGGGGAUUCUUCCAGCGUUUUCAGCAUUAACGGAAAGCAGAUUACUGUAACAGAGGAGCAUAGGUUGACUAGUAAGUCGGAAAUAACUCGUUUAGCAAAAGCUGGAACUGCCCCAGUAGAUGGCUUAACACGCUUAUGUGGAUUCAAUAUAGCACGUAUGCUUGGAGACAAGUUUGUGAAAGAACAAGAUACACGCUUCAUUGCAGAGCCGUAUGUCAGCCAGGUUGUUCACAUAGAGAGGGCAAGCAAGACCUUUGCAGUCAUGGCAAGUGAUGGCUUAUGGGAUGUGCUCACUACUAAGAGAGCAGUCGAGCUUAUACAUAAGUUUAGAGAGAGAAAGGAUGGUAAUGAGGAUGAUAAGGCCCCUGGAAAGAUAGCUGAUUUUUUGUUGAGCCAAGCAAAGAACCUGCGAACGAAGGAUAACACAUCCAUCAUUUUUUUGGACUUUGAUAUAUCUGAGAAAGCUUCCAGUGAGACACAAACUCACAUUGAAUGACAUUUUACUUGAUUUCUGAUUCUAACCCAUGUACAUAUCAUCCAUUUUUUCUCCUUAUUUUUCUUUUGAGUUCUUGUGACAUUAACACCCACAAUGAAUGGAAUUUUUACUCAUUUUAU